AUGGCCACUUCCAUUUUGGCCACAACCCUGUUCGUUGGUGCUACCUUGAAGAGUUUGCUGUUGAUGCUCACCUCAUCUGGGACACAGGCGAAACCGAAACCGUAUAGAAUCUCUUGCGACGCAUGUUCUCGCCCACUUGGGCACUACAAAAUGACCCACACGGUCUGGCCUCCCGUACCGUUCGGUGGAAAGACACACCCCAAUUUGGUGCGCUCUCCGCUCCGGUCAAGAUUGUGA
This is a messenger RNA of Protopolystoma xenopodis, 237 nucleotides long. Lineage: Eukaryota; Metazoa; Platyhelminthes; Monogenea; Polystomatidea; Polystomatidae. The record is from the annotation of a GenBank genome assembly.